UGAGUGUGUGUGUUUUCUAUGUGCCAGUGUGUGUGUUGAACUGAGCGGAGGUGAAGAAGAGGAGGAUGAAGCUGGGAGCGGAGGAUGGGAGGAAGAGUGGAGUAAGAGACAGGCUAGCUGUGUGUGAAUGAGUGAGUGAGUGAGGAAGAGGAGAGGAAGGUCGUCGGAGGGACCGAAAACAAAGACUUGCAUAUUUUGGGGAUAACCUCCGGAACAUUACUAACUGAAACUUUCAACUUUUUCCCCGCCACAUCUCGGCUUGUUGUGUCCGGAGCCGGCUUUGUUUCACGGCGGGGGUGUCUACGAUAAAUGAAGGAAUAAAAUAGAUCCCCAUCGACCUUUUUCUACCCAAGCGGGGAAUACCCUGGGACAGCUUUUUAUAAAGGUUACGAGAGAAUGGCGGCCAACAUGUACCGAGUGGGAGAUUAUGUGUACUUUGAGAACUCCUCCAGCAAUCCUUACAUGAUCCGUAGAAUAGAAGAGCUUAACAAGACAGCCAAUGGGAACGUGGAGGCGAAGGUGGUGUGUCUGUUUAGGAGGCGAGACAUCUCAGGAAACCUCAACACCCUGGCCGACAGCAAUGCAAGAGAAUUUGAGGAGGAGUCGAAGCAGCCGACGCCCUCCGAACAACAGAAACACCAGCUCAAACACAGAGAACUCUUCCUGUCUCGACAGUUUGAAUCUCUACCUGCUACUCACAUACGGGGGAAAUGUAACGUCACCCUCCUCAACGAAACGGACGUCUUGGCCGGCUACCUUGAGAAAGAGGACUGUUUCUUCUACUCGUUGGUGUUCGACCCCGUCCAGAAGACCUUACUGGCGGACCAGGGCGAGAUCCGCGUGGGCUCUAAGUACCAGGCAGAGAUCCCCGACAAGCUAGCUGAGGGUGAAUCAGACAACCGGAUCCAGGAGAAGCUGGAGACCAAGGUGUGGGACCCCAACAACCAGCUCAAAGACCCUCAGAUUGACCAGUUCCUGGUGGUGGCAAGAGCUGUGGGGACCUUUGCUCGGGCACUGGACUGCAGCAGCUCCAUCCGCCAGCCCAGCCUCCAUAUGAGUGCAGCUGCUGCCUCCAGAGACAUCACACUGUUCCAUGCUAUGGACACGUUGCAGAAGAACAACUAUGACCUGGCCAAAGCCAUGUCCACCCUGGUUCCUCAGGGUGGUCCGGUGCUCUGCCGCGAUGAGAUGGAGGAGUGGAGCGCCUCAGAGGCAAUGCUGUUUGAGGAGGCUCUAGAGAAAUAUGGCAAAGACUUCAACGACAUUCGCCAGGACUUUCUGCCCUGGAAGUCUCUAGCCAGUGUGGUCCAGUUCUACUACAUGUGGAAGACUACAGACCGCUACAUCCAACAGAAACGACUAAAGGCAGCAGAGGCAGACAGCAAGCUGAAGCAGGUGUACAUCCCCACCUACACCAAACCCAACCCCAACCAGAUCAUGGUGCCAGGCAGCAAGCCCGGUAUAAACGGGGCAGCAGGCUUCCAAAAAGGACUCAGUUGUGAGAGCUGCCACAAUCAGCCUGCUGAGAUGCCCUCUCCUAACACUGAAUUUCCCUUCACCCACCCAGCGGCCCAGUCACCUCAGUGGUAUGCCUGGGGCCCUCCCAAUAUGCAGUGCAGACUGUGUGCCUCCUGCUGGAUAUACUGGAAAAAGUAUGGAGGCCUGAAGACGCCCACACAGCUAGAGGGCGCCACUAGAGCUGGCUCUGAAUCAGGCCCCCGCGGUCACAUGACACGCCAGGAGGUCCAGGGCAUGUCGCCGUUCACCCGCAACGAGGGUCGAGCCAAGCUGCUGGCCAAGAACCGCCAGACGUUCAUCCUGCAGACCACCAAGCUGACCCGCAUCGCUCGGAGGGUUUGUGAGGACAUCCUGCAGCCUCGCCGCGCUGCACGGAGGCCCUACGCCUCCAUCAACGCCAACGCCGUCAAGGCUGAGUGCAUUAUCAGGCUGCCCAAAGCCACGAAAACUCCUCUAAAGACCAAGUUGGUGCCUCGACAGUCCCUGGCCAACAUAGUGAAGGAAUUAGCCAUCUCUGCUCCUCUGAAACUGAAGGCGUCUAGAGGACCCCCGACCCCCAUCAACAGGAAUCAAGCCAGCCAGCCCCGUGUGGGCCAAAGCCUGCUGGGAAAGAGAGGCUUCGAGAGCGCUGCAGGGGUGCCCUACCCAGCCAAUGGGAGGCCGUAUACUUCAGGUAUGAGGACCACCUCUCAGUCGGUCAUCAAGCGGCAGAAGGUCAGCCAAGGGGAGGCACCCAACCCUGUAGUGUUUGUGGCUACAAAGGACACCAGGGCUCUGAGGAAACAUCUGACUCAGUCGGAGAUGCGUCGGGCAGCCAGGAAACCUCAUCUCCUGGUCCGGAUCAAACUGCCGCCGCCGCCCCCCCGCUCCCUGGCCAUGCCCCUGCUCCCCUCCAGCACCAGUGAACCCAUCGUCCUGGAGGACUGAAGGGGGAGGGACACGGGGGUCUUUUAACAGGACAUGGGGGGGGGGGGGAGGGCUGUGCUCAGGCUGUCACUUAACAGGCAGCACAGUACGCCACACCAGUAGUCUUUUAUUUUCCCUCUUUUCAGUGUCAUUUUUCUUUAAUCCUCUGUUACUUCCCCAACAUUGUUUAAAACACACACACACACACACACUGACACUCACACAACACAAUGCAUUGGGCUUUGUAGUAUUUUAUUCCAGAUCCUGAUUUAUUUUUGCUCCCCUUUUUAAUGCCGCCUGUUUUUAAAUGUGUAAUUUAAAUCAAGAUAUUUCUCAUCCUGAAGCAAUGGUGAUAAAGCACACUUUGUUUUUCCUCCACGUCUCUAUCUUUGUGUAAAUAUAUGCACCAUGUAAGGGGUAACGCUCAGUGUGUGAGGAGAACGAGAGGUGGAAAUGGGAGACUGUUUGGGACAGCUGUAGCUGGCCGAAGGACUAAUUUAAUUAGAAAAUGUUACUCGUACUCCAUUUCAGCUGGGAAAUCGCUGACUGGCUAUUACUUGUAGCUCACUGACUGUGCUCAUGUUCACUGGUAAGGUGCAGGGAGACAUGUUGACAGAGCUGCACUCAGUCACUGUAAUCUGUGUUUUGACUGAGUCGGUACCUUCACAACUUCUCAGACCAUCAGCUGGGAGCCAGCACAGGCCGGUUACAGGGUUAAUGCAUCCUGACCGGUCGAGUCCUUCCCCAGAGGUUCUUCAUCUGUACCUCGGUGUCAAAAAUACUGAGUGAGCGCAAAACAACUCGAGUACUGUGGAAGCCACUGUUAAGUGUGGAGACAGAAUAAAAGUGUAGACAAAGGGACAGUCGAACGUAGAGUGUAGUCAGUGUUUUACAGGUUGGAUCACUCAUACAAAAUCCGAAGUGCCACCCUGUUAGACAACGCCUUCUUAGUAUGUAUGUAGCAACUAACGAUUAUUGUCUUUAUAAAUGAGUCUGCUGAAGAUCUUUAAAAAAGUAAUGCUUAUCACAAUUCUCCAAUGGCCAAGGGGCCGUCUUCCAAUUGCUCGUUAUGGUCCCAAAGCCUAGAUAUUCUUUUUACUAAGACUUAAAUGCAGAAUCUGUCAUCAUUAUUGAAGUUAAUAUGGAAACGGCCACACAUGUCGUGUUAACCCUAUAUUGUUGCCAACCAGGUGGAAAAAUGCACCAAUAAUAUAUUAUGUGUACAUCCUGAACUGAAUCCUGGUUGAUGACUUACUGAUCUUGACAUCACUGCUUAAAUUUGUUUUGUGCUCACUCAAUAGUUUUUUAUUAAUAUUAACCCUCUAUACCAUCUCCAACUUGGCUAGGCAUCACAGUAGCCAUUUAAUUUAAAAAAAAGUUAAAUCGAGGGUUGUUUUUGCAGUCUAGCCGCAUUUCGUCUUUGUUUCUACUGUCACUCGAUCGCCACGCUUUUAUAUCCACUUUUAGCCGGUCUGAAGAGAGAAGCUCCCUGGCUCCUGUUCUCUUGACCUCACCCUAAUAUGUUUGAACAGGCUGCCUGGAAUCACAGGGGAGGGCAUCGUUGCUCAAAGGAAUCUGUAGGUUUACAGUGUAGGAGAGAUGGUAUGUAGUGUUUGAUAAAAGGAAAAUCUAAUGAUUGUGGUUACCGUGGAUUUGCAGAAGUUACUGUGUGACUUGCCAUGACGAGAGAACACAUUUGGCUGUGAGGUACUACCGUAUGUUUGAGUGCGCAACAGUCCAAAGUGAAGCCAUAAUGUGCAAAACAAAAAAAAAGUUGACCUCAUUGUGAGUGGUCUCUUUAACCCACGGGGUAAUGUUAGAUGGAAGCCACGGCAUUUCUGGUUUGUUUGAAGGAAACUGAUGUGAUUAUGUUACUGAUCAGUUGAUAAAAGUCUGUUUUAAAAAAUAAAACAAAAAAAAACAAAAAAAGCUGCAAUGUGUAAAUGUACAGAAGACAAUUAGGGCCAAAAAUGAAGUUCUGAAAUAAUAAGUUUCAAAAAGAGUCUGAGAUUAAAGUUGUACUUUUUCUCCAAAAAUAUGGAUUCUUUCAGAACUUUGGUUAAUCCAUAUGGCCCUGAUCCUCUUCUGUAAAUGUGUAUGAUGGUACAGAACAGGAUGAUGUUUUUGAUUGUGAUUGGGUAUGAGGAAUCUUCAGCUGUGUCUACGUGCUUUCAUUUCCUUUUUUUUUUUAAUUUUGGUUCCCCCUUUUUGUACCAUUAUCAAAGGCUGAGUCCUAAAAGCAAGUUGUCAAUUGGAUGGUUAUACUUCCUGUGAAUGGCCACAGCAGUGAGGGCUUUACGCAGGUUUUCUAAGCAAGUUUUUGGUCCCAAUGUGGGCUUAAUGUAAUAUUUCUCAAAAGAAAAGAAAUUUGAAGUGUUGAGUUUGUAGCAAAUACUAAUCUGUGUUAAAACAAGUGGAAAACUGGCAAAUUUUAAACUUUUUUUUUUUUUUACAUCUAAAGUGUGUAAUUCUGCUCCAUUAUUGUGGAGAUGGCUCUAAUAGGCUCACUGUACAUGUGGAACAUUGCUCUCCUUCAUAGGGUGGGUGGGUGGGUGGGUGGGGUGGUCAUUUCUAGCAGGGGUGACAUUCAAAAGGGACAGGGUGCUGAUUUUUGUAUGGUGGAGAGACAAACAUGCUACAACUGAAACUUUUUCUCAAGUGUUUUUUUAUUCCGAUGUCUCUGUAUCCUUUAAUGUAUCUUGAUAAGAAAAGAAAUAAAGAUUUUUUUUUUCUU
Molecule: messenger RNA, 5158 nt
Organism: Etheostoma cragini (Arkansas darter)
Lineage: Eukaryota; Metazoa; Chordata; Actinopteri; Perciformes; Percidae
Gene: mta2
Product: metastasis associated 1 family, member 2
Exons: 18
Coding region: 397-2445 (682 amino acids)
Biological process (GO): negative regulation of transcription by RNA polymerase II
Cellular component (GO): nucleoplasm; NuRD complex
Molecular function (GO): sequence-specific DNA binding; histone deacetylase binding; transcription corepressor activity
Source: RefSeq, a predicted model, not a curated record